Molecule: messenger RNA, 9458 nt
Organism: Pocillopora meandrina
Lineage: Eukaryota; Metazoa; Cnidaria; Anthozoa; Scleractinia; Pocilloporidae
Source: the annotation of a GenBank genome assembly
UACAAAGAUGGCGGACAAGGACAGUUCGAGUAAGGAGAAUCCUUUCUCUUUUAAAACGUUUGUAAAAUCAAAACAAGAAACUGAGACCACAACAAGUAAGAUAAAAAAAGACAAGCAUAAAUCAAAAAGUUCUCCCGCAAGUGUACGAAAGAGGGACAGCUCCACAGAUGAACCGCCUUUUCCGGAAGUCAGCAGACAAGGUGAGCUUACAGGAAAUGACUUGCAUUGUUAAAUAUAUCAAAUUUAGAGUACUCUCUUACUUGCCGAUGUCAUAUUAUAUGAAGUAUUUACACUAUACUAGUAUUUGUGGCAACUUUCCGUAGAAAUCAAGAGAAAGGUUUUAUGCUCUGAAUAGUUAGGAGACUGCUUUUGUUUUCAUGAGUACGUAUGAAUCAGUCACUUGGUUGAUAUCAAAAACGUAGUUUCGAAUACGCCUAACAUUUGGAAUGUCUGACGACUCCAAUGAGCUAAAAUUGAGUCCAUUGACUACAAAUUUACCGAGAAUAAAGUUGAAGCGUACAACAACAACAAUCUUUAUUUCGACCAACUAUUUUUAACAAACGUACGUUGUAAAGUUAAGGAUACGGUAGACUUUCGCGGGUGUCCUUCGCUAAAAAAUUGUGACCACGCUAUUAAAAGUGUAAUCACUAUAAACCAUAUAUGAAUGGAAAGGUUAUGAAAUACACUAUCCAACAAAAGUUGUUUCGUUUCAACGUGAUCCAAUGGUAAACCGACUGAAACGCGACAAUCCGAAACGGACAAUGGUUCUCUAAGCGAAUUAAUUGAGUAUCAAAUCAACUGCACAAACAGAAUUUCUGCCAAUUUCAAUCAUAAGAGGUUAGUCUUGAAAACCAUGUGGAGCUUUUUUGAUGUUCCUAUUGGUUGCUUUGCAAUCUUUUUGUCAAGUAAAGUCAUCAAAAUUUUACUGAUAUGUGUUACAUCGGAGACCAUUGUAGGAGAUCAAAUUUAAAUAGGGAAAAGCCCCACACGGUCUUCAGAUUGGUGUCUCUGGAGCCUUCGGACCAAAUUUCAAGUCAAUCUGUAAAGGUUUUAUACCCUAUUAAAUCAUCCAAAGAAGACACACUAAUGUAAAUAUAAAGUGUGUUUUUUCACCUCCAAAGUUUUGUCAACACUCCACACUUUUGGUUUACCACAUGUCAAGUUAUCAUUCUGAAAAACUUGAAAUGCUAACCACCAAUAACAAUAUAGAAACAGAGUCCCAGGAGACUCUCAACAAAAUAUGAUUUGCAGGAAACUAUUAUGCUGUUGUGCAUGACAGAGCUUUGUUCAGAAGAAAUUCAAAGCAAUGGAAAGUUUGUUGGUGCCGUCAAGUUCAACUCUUACUGACCCUAAGUAGGCAGAACUUGUUGAUGGUUGCUUGAGGGCAAGCAGCAAAGAUAGCGCAUUCCAUGAGCCCUUGUCUGUGUUGGCAAGAUUUUUUCCCCAUUCUUCAUCAAAAUCCUUCAAUCUCUGGCUCUUAUGGCUAGGUUUCUUUUGAGCUUUAACCCAAGGACUCUUUCCCUUUUUAUCUCUACCUAUUUUUGAAAUACAAACAUUCAAGAUGUUUAUGUGAUUACUACCUCAUAUAUUCUGCAACGAAAAACAUCACAGAAGUCAUUUGUGUUGACACAUCUUGAUUGGCUUUUUAAACUUUGGUGGCUUAAAGAAUUCAGUUCAGAAAAAUGUUUCUGUAAAUAACUCAAGUAUGUUUCAAUAUUUUACAAAAAUGUUUGGUAGAAACUGUUAGUAAAAAUAGUUUUACUUUUUUUGAGUUAAAAAAAUAUGGCUUGCAAAGGUCUACCAUAUCCUUAAAUAUAAAUGUAAAUUAUAUACAUAAGGGUGAGGUAGUAUGAUUAAAUUUGAUUGUACAUGUUUGCUUUAACAUGACAGACAAUCUAAUUUUCUUAGUGAAAGAUUUUCUUCUUGACUCAUUUUUGGAGCCAGACACUCUCUUGCUGACUACCUUUGAUUGUUCUUUUGAUCCACAAGAGAGGUUUCCCAUAAGUUAUUUUCCAGCUGCCAGUACUCUAUGACUACUUCUAUUAUCCUUGAUUUAAUCUGGUUUUUCCUGUGAAUGAUGCAGUAAUUCGAAGUCUUUUUAUGACUCUCAUGAUGAUACAAUUAUAGCACUAACGUGCAAAACUGCUUUAAAGAUAAGUGACCCAAAACAACUCCCUGGCACUGCCAUGUAUAGUUUUAUGCCAUAAAGCCACAUGGGUUAAUCUUUUUAAAAUCCUACUGUUGACUUUUAAAUCUUUAAAUUAUUUAAGUCUUAGCCAUAUUAGUGAUUUGUUGCAGACUUACAAGCCAUCUAGGAGUUUACAAUCAUCAACCAUGAACUUGUUAGUGACACCUAAAUCAAGGUUAAAAUUUUAUGGUGAUCGUGUUUUUUGGAUCUACACUCCUAAACUGCAUAUAAAAUAUAGUUUAAAUCUUACAUCUUUUUAAGAGCAACCUUAAAACUUAUCUUAUUUAAGCACUAUUUUAAUUUGUAGUUUUGCUUUAAGUAUUUUUUGAAUUUAUUAUUUUCCAAGUUGCUGCUUGAAACAUCUUAUUGUAAAGCGCUGUAGAGCUCUUGAAUAGGGUGCUAUAGAAAUUUUUGUAUUAUUAUUAUUAAUCUUAAUAUAGAAUAAGAUUUAUUCUAUUGUACCCCUGGCAGUCAAUGAAGAAGGUGAUGAUGGUAAUGACCAAGGUGUAGUCAAUCCCUUUUCAUUCAAGAAUUUCCUCUCAGAUGACCUGGCAUCAAGAAAUAAGCGUGUGUUGCAGGUAAUAUUUAAAUUAUGUUUGGCCAACCAAUAGCCUAUGACAGUAGCAGGUCUUGCAUAUCAAGAUGACUAUAAUUUACCUAAUCCUAUCACUUUUGAUACAAGCACUUGGUGUUUUGUGGUGUUUCAUUGCUUUUCAUAUAGAAAGUGGUUUAAAGCUACUGGUGUAUUUUUUCUCAUAUGUAAUUUUGGUUUAUUAAUGUAUUUCUUGUCACUCUUAAAUCACUUCUUUGUAACUCAAACCUUCAUGAGAUUUCCUACUUUUCACAAGUAACAGGAAACUGUUUUUGGGAUAAGUUUUUGAUCAUAAAAUUUCUAAGUCUCCUUUUACAGCGUGUAGUGAGUACGGAGAUGGUGAAGAAUCUUGAAGUUUUUUGUGUCAUUUUUAUGUUGUUUUUAUAGAUAGUUGAUGAUGAAGUAUGUGAAGUGAACACAGAUCAGGAUAAUGGAAAAAGAAAUGUAGGAACCGAUCAUGUUAUACUCUUUGGUUGGUCUUGGUUUAAAAUAUAAUAAUAUAUUUUCCAUUAUUUUUGUAGAUCAUUGACUUGAUUAUUUUUUAAAUUAAUUAAAGGUGAUGAUUUUAGAAAAAUAACAAACGCACUUUCAAUAUUCAAAGUUCUUUUAUUUGUGUUUGAAAUAUGUAGGGAACCAAAAGUCAAGAAUUAAACAUGGAAACUGCUGCCCAAAGUGACAGUGGCUCAGAGACAGAGGAUGAGAGUGAGUUAACAAGUAGCCUUGAGUCACAAAUGAGUGGGAGUAUCAACUACUUUGUAGCUUCUCUAGACAGCUCUGAGACUCAGGAAAAGAUCAUUGAAGAAAUGAAUCAGGUUAGACAAGACUAACUUCAGGAGAGUAUUUAACACUUUUUGUCCAAAGUUUCUCAUCCUAUGUAAAAUAUAAGACAAACUUUUAGUAUGAGUUCAAAUAACACUUGUUUUAACCACAUGCAAUAUUACUUUGAAUUUAAUUAACAUCUGCCCUCUGACUUUCAAGACUUUAAUUAUGAUUUUAUUAUUAAUCAUAACUAAUACAAUUUCCUCAAAUUAAUGUGAUUGGUGCAUGAUCUGCUUUAUUUUUCUCUAACCAUUCUGUAAAGUUGUAAUCAGACAGAGUAAUCAAACAGUUGGCUGUAAUCCUACACUUGUAAUUAGACAGUUGAAGCAGCCAAUCAUACUCAGUCCUUUCAGCCAAAUCCACCAGUCACAGAAUUGAUCACAAUAACCAUAAUAGCGACAACCACUUAUCCUAAAAAAAACUGAUGAAAUUUCCAAAAUUGAGGAAUUUUUUACUUUUGACAUUGUCUCUACCAGAGAUAUUUGUCGUAAAUGUAUUUGUUGUUUUCAAAAAUUGUAACAGUUUUUAUUAAUUGGAGAUUAAUGUCCAAGUCUGUUGGUAAUCCUACUUUUGAUUGACAAAUUGGACUCCAGUUUUGUGGUUGUCCAAUUUUCUUAAUCACUUGACUGCAUGAUUACAGACUGAAUUGGACUCCACUUGGCCCUGUUACCAUAAUGAUUAGUACCGUAAUUUCCGGUCGAUUACCCGCGGGUAAUCUGUUGAUUUUGCAUUAAAUCCGCGCCACUGCGGGUAAUAGGGAGGUGCGGGUUAUGUGACAAUUUUAAAUUCUUCUGGAAGUUGAAUUGAAAAAAAUUCUCACCUACCUGCGUUUCCACCUCUCAAAUGAAUUUUAUUGUAUCAAAAGUGCCACAAAGCGGCACGAAAACAUGAUGCCAACUCGAGUUUAUUUCACGCAUAAUUAGUUGCGUGACAAACAAAUUUUUAUCGGCACGCGUGAAAACAAAACCUUGAUGGUGACAAAAAUAAUCCAAGGAUAUCCGGCGCAUCAGUAACAAAUUUCCAGUUUUCACUAGCUUGAGCUAAAGAGAAUUUUCCCGUUUUAAGGGACUUGUUAGGCCCAGUAGAACAGGAGAUAUCGAUUUUUUUGAGAAAUUGCCGACAGUAAUUUUAAAUCCCAAAUGCAUCACCAGAAUGUUGAAAAUAAUAGGUGCGAAACUUAACUAAUUUCGCGCUGAAAAAGUAUUUUAACGACAAAUGAACAAUGGAUAUUGCUCAUUACGCUCCUACAUGCUAUAAAAAGGUAACUGACUGAAUAAGAAUUAUAAACCUCGAUCAUUCGCGAUAAGUGUAUCCACGAGUCACCAAUUAAGUUAAAAUGCCUGCUGUGAAACGCCCACGUCACAGUUUUACGUUUGAUUAUAAGCUUAGAGUAAUAACUCUUGCCGAUGAAAUCGGUAAUAGAGCAGCAGCAAUAAUCAAUCAAUAAAGUAUAAGCUAAUAUUGACACAGAAUUGUGCACAUGUCUGAAUCGAAAGACUGAAAUGUAUCGCCUUAAUGUCACGUUUUCGCCACCGAAAAAGUUGAAUAACAACGUGCGGGUUAUCCACCGGUGCGGGUAAUCCGUUGACUUUUUUUUUCGCCGUAUGCAAUAAUCGGCCGGUGCGGGUAAUCGGCCGUGCGGGUAAUCGACCGGAAAUUACGGUAAUCAGCCACAGAAGUUCCUAUGCAUUCCAUUUGGCCAUUCAUUUAAUUUGGGUAUUCUGCAGAAAAAAAGCCCUCCUCUGUUUAUUUUCCAUGGUAGAAAUCAUGUAACUGAGAGGAAAAACCUACUGAAUUCUACCAUUACUCCCGGAGGGCAGUAAACACUUUCAGAGUAUAACCGUUGAUCCAAAAUUUUCCAUGUUAUCUCCACAGUUGAAAGAGGAAAAUGAGAAACUGAGAAGAGAGUUACAGGAAUCCAACCAAACUGUGGAUAAAGAAAAGAAGAGGUGACAUGAAUCAGCUAAAAAAUAUGUAUUGGUAGUCAUGUAAAAAGGCACUGGGAGGGUAAAGUUUCUUGCCCAAAAAUUAAUAACAAUUUGGAAUAACACAUUUGCGUUGUAUGUUUUCUCUACCAGAAUUAUAAGUUUGCAAAAGAAACUUGCAAAGAUUGAGAAAAGAGAGGCAGAUGAAACUGCAGCUUUAGAAAAUAUGGUGCAAAUGGUGGAGAAAAAUUUAGAAUUGACUACGGUGAGAGGAAUGCAAGACUUUUUAAUAGAGGCAUUAGCUUGUAGGUCAGACAACUCUGUUGGAUUUUAUUUUGAUUGCAUUACUUCACAUGCUUCACAGUUGGCAUGGUAUUUCAUUGAAAUUCUCAUAGUGAUUCAGAUUGUGUCAGAAUGAAAAGUUUUUAUAGGGGAAUGUAGGCUUUGAAAUAGGUUUUACUUGUUAAUAAGACUUUAUAAGAUGAUAUCAUUUUAAAAAAUUGACAACGACAAUAUUUUCUGGAAUUUGGUAGACCUACAAAGGGGAGGCUAGUACACCAUAUUUUGAUAGCAGUGAUAUAGAAAUUUGAAACAUGUCUUUUACAGCUUUUUAAUUUAUUGGUUAGGCUUCUGAUGCAUUUGGUGCAAAUCUGUUAUCUUACUUACCUACUAUUCUGAAGAUAACGAAAAGUUAAUAUUGAUAAUUAUAUAAAUUAAAGCCUAAAAUAUGUCAACCCACAAGAUAUAAAAAAAUUAUUGCCAAUAAAUAUUAUAACACUAUCAAAAGGGUUUCCUUUUAUUACUGACUAAGAAUAUCACGCUGAUCUUUUAAGAAUAUUAAAUAAGGUAAUCCUCAUAAACUUGUUUGAGUCGAAAAUUCAUUGUAUAUCCAUCUAUAUUUGUUGUUAUUUUACAGCAAAGAGCUCUCAGAGCUGAAGCUACAGUUGCAAAAUUGAUGGAAGAAGUAAAUAUAUUAAAGGUUUGGAAGAAGAUUCUUAAUUUUGUUGCUACUUAUUAGCUAAUAAUAUACCUGAAAAAAUUUCUUGAUUUUGAUUAGCUAAGAGAAAUGCAGCUUCAAGUAUCACUGUGUGGAAAAUAGUAAUUCUGUGUAGAAAAAGAACACAAACUGUUAACAAGGUAUUUUAAAACUGUUGAUUGUUGUUUGAUUUGUUUCAAACAAACACACAAUGAUAUUUCCAAGGUUUUAACGAACUUUUACAUAUUAUUUAUCAAUACAUAUUGCAUAUUUUUCAUGCAUAUAGUAUUUCCUUGAAUGUUAUAUAAGCACCCAUGCUCUAAUGAGAGUAAACACUUACUGUCUAGACCAUAAUGGCAAACAAGCACCAGGCCCUGGGAAUAAGUGCCCCCCCCCCCCUCUCUUCUGCCACUUUGUUAAAUAGUAGGGAAAAAGGAAAAUCUGUUUUCUAUCUUUAUUUAAAACUAUUUAAGCCUCAACUACAGAAAAACUUUGAAAAACUUACAUGAGCUUGUUUGUUCCAAAUUGUACUUGAAAUUAAGGAAUUUGCCUUUCCAAUUAUUGACGAGGAAUCAUUUUUUUAUGUCAUUUUUAACAUUUGUGAUCUUCCAUGAGCUAACUUGUAUCGUAGUUACCUAAAACAGCAAGUUAAUUAACUUGGAUAUAUAAAAUAAUUUCAGUGCAGAAUGUUCUUAACAAUAAGUCAGAUGGGACCAAUGUUUUGGUCUUUGGUCAGACAUGGAACAAAAUCUACGAAGGUUAGAUUAUCUCUGAUUUACCUCUACAUAUAGUUUACAAUAAUUUUUCUGCUAUUUUUCACCAGACAGAGUCUGUUCCCAUAACAACAUAUAACCAGCUGUUAGAUGCCAAUCAUUAUACAAUGACAGCUGUCAAAGAUAAAUCAAAAGCUGCUGCUGAUCAGAUGAACAUAGCAGCAAAAAAUGCAGAGCAAGCAGUAAGGUGUGUGCAUGGUUAUUUCUUGUAAUCAAGCUUGCCUAAUUGCAGUGUCAAAUUUGAUUUCAAGGCACUUUGUCUUUGGACAGAUCUUAGUGAUUUGUCUUAUUGUCACAAAUUUUUAUUGACAGCAACUUUUUCAGUGACAACUGAUUACUUUUGUGAGUCAAUGAUAAUAAUUUUCCCUGUCAAAUUGUUUAUGUUGGCAUUCAUCUAGUUAUAUUCAGUUUUGUAAUGUGAUUUGCAAGAAUUUGAAUACUUCAAGUUGAACACAUUCUGUUUACAUUGGGUUGUUCAUUUUAGAUAAUCAAGAUGUGCUUAUAUUUAAAAAAGAAUUAUCAUUGUUGAAAAAUGCAUCCUGACAUGGAAUUUUACUAAAUAAUUUAUUGUUCUGUUACAUUUUUGAUAAAAAUAACAGCAAUAUUUAACUCUGUUAGCAUAUUUUAAAACCAUAAAUGUUGUGCUAAGGACAUGAAGAACAGUCCCUCUGUGUCUUGUAUCUCUCACGGACGUCUGAGCCCUUGUAGGGUAGAGCAUUGUGUAACUUAUAUUUCAGUGAAUCAUUUAUCACUGUUCAUUUGUUUGCUCUUAGGCAACUGCUUACUGGAGUGGACACGCUGAAGUUCAUAUCACAACAGCUCGAGUCUAUUGAUAGAAUAACAGAUGUUCAUGUGCAUUCAGAGAAGAUUUAACCCUGUACACUCUAACAUUAGUAUCCAUAUUUUCCAUAAUCUUUUCUCUACUUUUCCUUUGGUACUGACAGGGAAAAUUUGUGUUAAAAUCAAAGUUUCUUAGCUUGGCGAUCAUUUUCUUUAUAAUCAUGAUUAUAAGAAAAAACAAUCAAGAAGCUGCUUACCUCCUGUGUUAACACUCUACUUUUUUGUAUUUUCCUAAGAAAAUUGAUGGUAUUUAAAUGUGUUGACUUUUUUGGAAACAAAAAAAAAGAUAUGUACAGUUGUAAAUUAAUGAAUUAAGUUGAUAAGUUGAUUAGAGUUUGUGUUCUAUCAUUCCUUGGCUGAUAAACAUGUAAAGUACUCCUAGGAGAUACUGAUACUGAAAUGAGAUAAAGAUUUACACUAGUGAAAUCUAAUUUAUAUUUAACCACUUUAACCCAAGCAUGCACAGCUGUUAGAUUCUCACAGUGAUGACCAGUGGUACUUUGAUCCAUAGCAUCCACAGGAAUUUCAAGUUGUCAUAGUAACAGUUCAAAGCAUCAGGGGGAGUGUUAGCUUUGUACAAGUUAAGCAUUCCAAGGAUCCUAUAUCCUACUUCAAUGGGUGAUUACAUGCUGACACCAAUGGCAACAUUUGUUAAUAAAAAUAUGAAAUUUCACUGUAAUGCUUGCUUUUUGUACAAAAAGGCGUGGCAAUUGUCAAACAUAAUUGCAAUCAAAUUUCACUUUAGGGGUCAGUUACUACCACAGGUUGCGAGUUAAGCCUCUGUAGAUAGCUUAUUAUUUUCAAAGCCACGUCAGAUUUUAGGUCAAGGAUGUGACCUUUCAUUCCUGCGCAAAACCUUAUAAUUUCACCUAUUUUACAACGUACACAUGUCAACAUGUUUGCAGAGGGUUAUCAAUGUUACUGGCACAUAUUACAAGCUUGCAUGUACUAGAAGAAAGAAACUUGAUGCUGUAAUACACCAAAAAGUCAAGUCUGUUUUAUAAUUAAGCAAUUAGCCAGACCCUUUUUGAGACUCUGUCAAAAAUUAACUUUGGCAAGGUCAUAAGAGUGUCAACUUUACAAAGGUUUCACUGUAUCUAUUGAGUUACUUUUCAUUCUCAUUUAGCCCAUAUGUGAAGUAGUCAGUGUAAAAUGCAGACUGCAGUCUACAGACUGUGGACUGCAGAUCAGGGAUAAAAUGCAGACUUGGUUCUUUAGUUGAAAUUUAUGAAUAUUUCUGAUUUCUCUAAAUGAUUAAACUUAAAAGGAACUUGAGACUUCUACUUGCUCUUAAUUUGUUAAGGAAGACUCCGACAUUUUUCCAGUGAAUAAAAACACAUCACAG